Molecule: messenger RNA, 1425 nt
Organism: Crotalus tigris (Tiger rattlesnake)
Lineage: Eukaryota; Metazoa; Chordata; Lepidosauria; Squamata; Viperidae
Gene: COQ3
Product: coenzyme Q3, methyltransferase
Exons: 7
Coding region: 79-1146 (355 amino acids)
Biological process (GO): ubiquinone biosynthetic process
Molecular function (GO): 2-methoxy-6-polyprenyl-1,4-benzoquinol methyltransferase activity
Source: RefSeq, a predicted model, not a curated record
GCCCGGAGGUGGAGCCGCCCUCUGCGGAGCCAACCUGCCGCUCCUUCACUCUGGGUACCCGGGAGGCCGUCGUAGCGCAUGGAGGGCUGGGCUAGGAGCUCGCUAUGGGGGGCAAGGCGGCUGUGGGCUCCCCACGCCCACAUGACGCGAAGUCGGGUGGUCUAUGGGCGCCUCCUGAAUCUCCGGCCGUUAUCGGGGAAUCACAAAAGUCAACUUCAUCGGAUAUUUCAAGAAUCGUUUUGUAUUAAAGUACAGUCAAAUUAUGGUGAACUUGUAAAUUUGACUAAAGUGAGAAACAAAAUAACAUUUACAGAUCAGCCAUACAGCACUUGGCAAACAGUAGAUCCAGAAGAACUUAGAAGAUUCCAACGGCUGGCACACAAAUGGUGGGAUGAGGAUGGAGACUAUGCAGCCCUACAUUCUAUGAAUGAUAUCAGAGUGCCUUUUAUUAGAGAUACUAUAUUGAAUCUGAGAAAUGACCAUCAGCCAGGAAGCCCACUCUUUAACAUGAAGAUCCUAGAUGUUGGCUGUGGUGGUGGACUACUAACUGAGCCCCUAGCUAGACUGGGAGCUUCAGUUACUGGAAUUGAUCCUUUGGAAGACAGCAUCCGGACAGCGGAACUGCAUAAAUCAUUUGAUCCAGCCCUUACCAAAAGGAUUCAGUACAGAGCCUGUGCACUAGAAGAUAUUGUGGAGGAGGGAUCAGAACAAUUUGACAUAGUUGUUGCUUCUGAAGUGGUAGAACAUGUGGCUGACGUUGAAAAGUUCAUCAAAUGCUUUGGUGAAGUAUUAAAACCUGAAGGUUCCCUCUUUAUCACUACACUGAACAAAACUCAGCUCUCCUAUAUUUUUGGCAUUGUCAUUGCUGAGAAAUUACUGGGUAUUGUUCCAGUAGGCACUCAUGACUGGGACAAAUUCAUAUCACCUGAAGAGUUAGAGCGUCUUCUGGAAUCAAAUGGUUUUUCAGUUAAGGUGGUCAAAGGCAUGUUAUACAACCCCAUUUUUGGAUCCUGGAGCUGGACUGGAAACACUAGCAUUAACUAUGCACUCCAUGCAAUUAAAUCAAGCAUACAAGAACAACAGGAUCUAAAGGAAGCCUCCACAGAGCAUCAACAAACAGAAGCUAACAUCAGAACUGCUAGCUAAGACAAAGUGUAUAGUUGCUGCGGAAGCACGGAAGAAGAUGUGAUAAAUAGCUGUAAUAAAUAAGAAAGGGGCAAGCAAUCUUGUUUUUAAAAUGUUAGCUAAAAUAUUUGCUGCCAUCUCAGCAUACAUGCUAGAGGAAUUAUUGUUCAUAGUAUCAGAUAUUUGUGGGUAAACAUUCUUUGCAAGUGGCUGGAAGUCUGAAAUAAUUGUCAGAAUGAUUGUUUUUAAGACUUUAGAAUUAUUGGUUUUUAUUGCCAUUUAUAAAAUCAUUACAUUCAA